Microplitis mediator is the source of this 4811-nucleotide messenger RNA. RefSeq names its product biotin--protein ligase (gene Hcs). Gene Ontology annotation, molecular function: biotin--[biotin carboxyl-carrier protein] ligase activity. The record is from RefSeq and is a predicted model, not a curated record. The coding region runs from base 368 to 3382 and encodes 1004 amino acids. Gene Ontology annotation, cellular component: cytoplasm. Gene Ontology annotation, biological process: protein modification process. The transcript is spliced from 17 exons. Lineage: Eukaryota; Metazoa; Arthropoda; Insecta; Hymenoptera; Braconidae.
UUUCUUGUUGAUUUAUCGCUGAUUUGCGACACACGACACGAGACAUGACCACAUACUAAUUUGCGUAUCAAGUAUAAAUAUAUAUAUACAUAUAAAUAUAACUAAAACUUAAAACUCCAAGUGGUUCACUGACAUUUAACAAUCAAUUGAACAAUAACGUCUUUUUAAUCAAUAAAUAAAUUAAUCAACAAUAAAAACUCUACAACAAUUCAAAGUCUUAGUCUAAUUGUUAUGUCAUAAUACAAUACAACAAACAAACUAAAAAUGCACUGUCACAUCCAGAAGAAUCUAAAUUUAUAAACAAGAGUUGACAAAAUUCCAGUGAUUUAAUCUCGAUAAAUAAUUAAUAAAUAAAUAAAUAUAAGUCAUGUUAUUAACAUUAUUCUACAUGAUAUCAACCUGGGUACAAGCAUGGAGACUGACGUCUUUGAGAACACGUCUAUUGACUGCACUUAAUAAUAAUAAUAAUUUACAAACUGAUAAUAUAAAACCUUCUAUAAUGUUUUAUAUAAAAUCUCCAGAUAUUUCUAAAGAUGAUGUAAAUUUUAAACAGACUGGAAGUGUGAUCUGUCAAGAUUUACUUACGUCACAUUUAUGUUCAAAUAAAAAUAUUGCCAAACUUCAUGACCUUAUUUGGAGCCAUGGUGAUAAAAGACUAUGUAGUAUUUAUCCUCAGCAAAAAAUAGAAGUAAGUGAAUGGUUACUUUAUCCAUUUGGUAAAACAAAUUUUCCCUUGACUAUGGAUAAUUGUAAUCAAACAAGACUAGCUGAUGAUUCAAAAAUAUAUUUAUUAAUUGAGGCUGAUGUUGAAAACUUUAAUCCCCAUGCAUUUGCCAGAGCUAUCAAGUUAGAAGAUUAUGGAUUAUUAUUGUCAUGGACCGUUGAUAAAUUAUUUGCCGCUAUUAUGGAAAGUGACAUUGAUCACAUAAGUAAAUUAUCUAUUGCACUAAUGCAAGGCCCGUGCUUUAUUAACAAUGGAUUAAUACUCACGCGUAUUGAAUCCGUUGAAGUUACAGGAAAACCCUGCAGCUAUAAUUUAAAUCGAUCGACUUCUUUACGAGAUAAAAAAUUAGUUGGAAAAGCGCAAUGGGAAGCUCAUAUAAAAACACUUAAAUUAUUUAGCAGUACAGCGCGUCAUGUGUCGCAACAAAAUGAAUCAUUUGAAGUCGACGAUUUACCCGGUACUAUUGUGUCCCCAGGAAGUCGCUCGCUGUCAUUACAAAUGCCGACUGUUUUAGAAAUAAAUUAUCAACAUGACACUCUAGGCGACUUCCAACCAGACGACAGUACGUCGGUACCAUCGACGCCCCCGCCGACUCCUGCAUCCGCGAGCUUGAUGGACCGCGGAGACUUGGAACGUCAAAAUUUGUUGAUGUCCGAAAACGCGAGCUUUAGCCGUAACUCGGCUACUCCAGACCGGCUGUCUAGUGGAGGGAAUUCAAAUAAUUCUUCGACGCAGAACAUCAAUGACAUUGAACCAAAGAUAGAAACCAAAUCAAGCGCUUCAACUUCAAAUGCAAACAUAUGCGAGAGAAUAUUGCCAAAGACUUUCAAAGGAGAUCCUUCAGAUACGUCGUGCACAAAUCGUGCUGAAAAGUACUCAGUAAAAAAAAAUCUUCCGAAUUAUCCAGGAAAUACCAAACCGCCGAAUGUUUUAAUUUAUGCAGACUCUUCUCUAGCGAGUGAUAAUAUUGAGCGCGUCUUGAAGCAGACAUUAAACAAAGACAAAUAUGUUAUUUAUAAAUUGUCCUCUGAAGAUGCGCGUCGUGAUGUUUGGAGAGAUCAAGCGAAUUUAGUAGUAGUGUGUGGUAAUGUUGACUGUGAAAUAGCUUCCCAAUUAGUUGACUACAUUGUUGAGGGUGGAAAAUUAUUAGCAUUGUGUUCCGACGCAUUGCAUACACUACUGCCGUCAUUCAAAACCGCCGAGGUACGGGAGCAUGAGCUAGUGCGUUUCUCUUACGGUAAAUGGAAAAAUGUUCAGAUGAUGCAUCACAUAUUUUGUUACCAAGCUUCGCCAGUUAAAUCAAGAUUUUCUCAAGACCAUGAGGAUGUCAAAGUUACUCCAGUGACUCCCGUGUCUUCGAGUGUUAAAGACAAGCAGGGAAAAACUCACACAUUCCAAGUACGAGUACUCGGAGCCGAGGAAACAUGGCAUACACCCAGCAUUGUCCUGGCAGACCUACCCAGCACUGGGGGAAAAGCAUUAUUCUCCCAAAUUCACCUCGAGGCAGAUCCAUCUCAGUACGAAAUGGAAGAAACAAAAUUCCGCGCAUUGAAAGAAAGCAAUUCCGCGCGUCUUGAAAUACUGUCCGAUUUACUUGGCUCUCAUCUGGGUAUCGAUGUCAAGCCAAUUGAUGCUGGAGACAUUGUUUUUAAUCCUGGUUUUUUUCUGGGUAGACACGAGCUUAAACUGGAAAUGCUGGAACGAUUGAAAGAAAAAAUGGAGGCAAAUGAUAUUUUUAAAACAAAUAAAUUAAAGUUACAGUUUUGUAGCAAUACCAAUAAAUUAGUACCAGCAUCAUCAUCAGUUCUACCAAUCAUGUUACAUCAGUGUCCUGAUAACUUUUCGACAAUUGAAUAUUUUGAGAAUUUAAAAACCAAAGACUUAGGACGUAUUGUAAUUUACGCGGAUAUUAUGACGUCAUCAAUGGAUGUAGUUGCCGGUUGUAAAUUACAUCAUGGGCUGGCUGUUAUCCCGCGUCAACAAACUCAGGGUCAAGGCCGACAUAAAAAUGUUUGGCUAAGUGCUAAAGGAUGCUUGAUGUUUACAUUACAAUUACAUAUUCCACUUGAUAGUUAUCUUGGUAAUCAUUUAUCUAUUUUACAACAUAUUGUUGUAGUAGCUGUAGUGGCAGCAGUUAAAUCAAUUCCCGGUUACGAGGAUAUCGAUCUCAAUAUUAAAUGGCCUAAUGAUAUUUAUAUAGGAAAUAAAAUAAAAAUUGGCGGCCUUAUUGUACCGACGCUCAUUGAAUCACCGCAAGCUAUAUGCAAUAUUGGUCUUGGAGUUAAUUUAUCGAACAGUACUCCAACAAGUUGCAUUAACGAUGCAAUUAAAAAGUAUAAUGAGAAAAAAGGUACCAAAUUACAGCCACUUGGGUAUGAAAAAUUCUUCGCUCUUGUUUUUAAUCAACUUGAGUCUCUGUUGGAUUCAAUGCAAAAUGAUAACAUCAAUCAUUUCUAUCAACUUUAUUAUGACUACUGGCUUCACACAGACACUCGGGUAAACAUUUCAUCAAAUGGAGUAACCAAAGAAGUUAAGAUACUGGGGAUCGAUAGCUUUGGAUAUUUAGAAGUUGAAAGUGCGGAUGGUAAAAUAUUUUCAGUCCAGCCUGAUGGAAACAGUUUUGAUAUUCUCAAAGGGCUUAUUGCUCCGUCCGCGUGAAGAUAAUUACCAUAAAUAAAAUACUUAUACAUUCAAAAUAAUGAGGUAUCUAAAAUUCAGGACAAAAAAAUUAAACUUAUCAUAGAUUCAUAAAUUUAAUUGAUCAUUGACUGGAGUCAUAUUAAGUUGACAGCUAAAUAUAUGUAAUAUACAUACUAAUUAAUCUACGAUUCAUUAUUCAACUGAUAAAAAAAUGAUUCCGCGCACAUUUCCAUCGUUAAACAGUCGCACGAUUUUUGACAAAAUAAUUUUAGAUUUUAUGAGUGUGAAUGUAACAGACAUCAGAAAAAUUUUUAUUUAUUAAUAAAUAGAGAAAAUAAUUAAUAAAAUAAAAUUUUUUAAAAAUGCGCUUUUAAAAAAUUUCAAAUUAAUAAGUGCAUUUUUGUAAAUAUUAUUUUUUAAAUUAUUUACUCUACUUAUUUAUAAUUUUUUUUUUCCUUCUUGGCUAUCGUCCCGGGAGGGCCACGUGCCAUUUAUAAUUUUAAAUGGCAGUGUUACAAUUCUACUCACAACAUCUCUACUCAAGAGAAGCAGCUACAAAUCUACUCACUCACAACUUUACUUAGCCUCAAUUCUACUCACAGUUUUUUUUACUCAGAUUUAACUCUACUCAGUUACAACUCUACUCACGUAUUUUAGCCUAUCGAUAAAAUAGCAAUUCUUUGUGAGUAGAGUUGUCGCUGAGUAAAGAUGUAACUGAGUAGAGUUAAACCUGAGUAAAAAAAACUGUGAGUAGAAUUGAGGCUGAGUAAAGUUGUGAGUGAGUAGAUUUGUAGCUGCUUCUCUUGAGUAGAGAUGUUGUGAGUAGAAUUGUAACACUGCUUUUUAAAUUUUAAAUUUGUCUGAUGUCUGCUACUUUCACACUCGUUAGAUUUUUUAAAUAUUUUUUUCUCAAGAAUUUAUUGAGUGACCGUGGAAUUUUUUUCCACUUCUCACUCUUGUCACUAAGAAAUUUAAAUUUCUCUAAAAAAAAUUUUUUUAUUAUUUUUCAAGACUAAAAAUAUUAAAUUUCACUUCCGUACAUUUAAAAAAUAUUUUUGAUUUUUAUUUAAUCGACAACUUUCAGAGCUUGAAUUAUAAUUUCAAAAAAAAGUCAAAUUGUUAAUUUAGGGACUGGGUAAUUAAGCAUUCAAUUCACUAGCUCAGUCCAUUGAUACAAAUUCGAGUUUGCGCUUCCUCGAUAAUUAUUUUCCAUAUGCAAAUCAAAAAAUAGAUCUGAAAUUUUUUUUUGUUUCAUACAUGUUUAUCUUUUAAUUAAAAAAUAAAAAAAAUGUAAAUGAAUUACAGUUAAUGUGAAUCUGCAAUUACUCUCGUUAAAAAGUCAUAUUAAUUAAUUAACUAUAACUAAUCAAAAUAAAGAGAAAAAAUAAAAUAUUAAACUAAAUGUAAUCUAUGGAUGUUAUCUGUUGAAAUAACUAUUGUUUAUAUC